Molecule: messenger RNA, 2840 nt
Organism: Ictalurus furcatus (blue catfish)
Lineage: Eukaryota; Metazoa; Chordata; Actinopteri; Siluriformes; Ictaluridae
Gene: il22ra2
Product: interleukin 22 receptor, alpha 2
Exons: 5
Coding region: 1508-2197 (229 amino acids)
Molecular function (GO): protein binding
Source: RefSeq, a predicted model, not a curated record
AAAUUCAAUUGACUGGUAAUUGUACAGUGUGUGUAUGAGUGAAAUUCACUUUUAGUAUCAAAGUUGUAAAGCUACUUUUCGGACAUCCUGUAUUACGCAUUUCUUGUUUGCCCUAAAAAGUAUCUUAAGCCUAAGACAUGUAUAGACACUAAUGUGUUAGUGUACAUUAUUUUAAAUGAAUUUAUAUCAAUACUUUCUAUAUUCAUUUAUAAUUGAUGUAAGGAAUACACAUAAUGUGGUGUGAAGUUAUAGGUUAGUGACUAUCUACUCUACAAUGUAGUGUGAUUUACUACCAAUGACAGCAUGUCUCAUGUGUUUUAUUCCCCUCAUUUCCUCUUUCAGGGUCACCACAGUGAAUCGCCCGUCCGCAUAUUGAUUCUGGCACAAGUUUUACCCCGGAUACCCUUCCUGACGCAACCCUCACCAUUUUCUGGGUUUGGGGCCAGCACUGAGACUGCACUGACUCGUGCAAACCCUCCAGUGGUUUAAGUUAAGAAGAAAAAAAUGCAGUCACGUUACAAAGAAACUGGAAAGCUAAAGGCUUUCCUGUGUCGGAAAACCUACUAUUACAAAGUGCUGACACUCGAGACUCCUUCCAUAAAUGUUAAAUAUGUUAAAUGUUAAAUCUCCUCACAAAAAAAUAUCACCAUAUCAUUUACAUUUAUAGCACAUGACAGACGCCCUUAUCCAGAGCGACUUACAUUUAUCUCAUUUAUACAACUGAGCAGUUGAGGGUUAAGGGCCUUGCUCAAGGGCCCAACAGUGGCAGCUUGGCAGUGCUGGGGCUCAAACUCCUGACCUUCUGAUCAGUAACCCAGAGCCUUUAACCACUGAGCCAGCACCACCCCUUAAAUAUUAACAAUUAUACUAUAUAAUUAGGACUAUAUACAGUAAUUAUAUUCUUUGCUGAAUAACGACACGUUUUAAAAUCAAUUUAUUAUUAAUCCUCGAUUAUGUGCUGUGUCCACCGUACAUGUCCAUGCAGUUGUUACUAUAUAAACAAUAACGUGUUAGAAUGAGAGCAUUAAUAUACACCUGUAAUUUCAAUUACAACUGACGCUACUGUCAGAGCUGCUGGUCUAGAAAAUUAAUCAACAACUUCUGAUCAAUCACGUUCGAGAAUUCAACAGCACUGUGGUAUAAUUAAUCAUUUAUACCUGUCUAAACAGAUAGCUUGAGAUUAAUAGCUUUGUCCAUGUCUAUCGUUUUUUGACAUCUGGCUUCAGAUUGAAUCUCUUUUCUAAAAUAUAUUUACUUAUGUAUUAGUAGUAAUCAUGCAUAAUACUUUAUUAUUAUACGUCUAAAGUUUCUCAGCAUGCUUCCCCCCUCAUGAUGAAGUAUGACGUGUAUAUGUGAUGACGCUGUUGUAUAAGCUCUAUAAAAACUUGCUGUUUUACAAUGUGAGCAGCAGAUAGCGAGACUUCCGUAUUCCAUAUUAGGAAGAAUUUGAUCUCAGAAAGGGGAAUUUAAAAGAGUUGAAGUGCAUCUAUUCUUUUAAUCGGGAAACAUGUUUGUCCUGAGUACACUACUGCUUUUGUGGGACUUAGCACUCGUCUGUGGUGCAAACAGCACCGUUCAGCUUCAGGACGACACGGCGCCCUUCCAGGUGGAAUUUCAUUCAGUGAACUUCAGAAAUGUCCUGCACUGGAAACACCAUCCUGAGGCAGCGGAUGACCUGCAGUAUUUCGUGCAGUAUAAAGUGUAUGGAGACAAGGAGUGGAGUGUGUGUGAGCCCUGUCAAGCUAUCCAUGAACCGCAGUGUGACCUGAGCCAGGAGACGUCUGACCCGCGCCAGUGGUACUACGCAAGGGUUCAGGCUCGAUCCUCCAAAGGUCUCUCACCAUGGGUUACAAGCACCAGGCUUUACCCUCAGUGGGACACCACUUUCAGCCCACCAAAUAUCAAGCUGAAUGUGACACAGCAAGGCAUUGUGGUCUGGAUCAGACCUCCACGGACCCCUCCACAGGGACAGAGGAACAGCAGGGUCUCAGUUACAAAACUACUGAAGCUGAUAUUCAGGAUUUACCUCAUGCACGAUGGGGUGGAGCAGAUCCUUGAAACUGACGGCUGCCCGAAGAAGGUCUUGAUUGAGCACUUAAGCCCUCAAACGACGUACUGUGUACAAGCAGUGACCAUCAAGCCCCUCUCAGGCCUUACAAGCUCGAGGAGUCCCAAGUCCUGCAUCAGCACCUUGUAAAGCUUCGCACAGAUGCUGUACACAUCUCUACAGCAGCAGAGACAUUUGAGACAGCCGCCGGUGUCCAUCGUACAGUCCUGCCUUUAUGUUUGUCCAAACAGUCCACAGGGAGGUUAUAGGGGAGGGAUGAACCUGAAUGCUAUACACAAAAACUUCUCAUCAGCUGAUAGCCAGAGAUUGCUCAUUUGGGAUAUGAUCCUGCUGGGAGCUGCUCAGUUUAGACCUGAACUAAAGACACCAUUUCUGUUCUGGCUAAAUUUAGUUUGACAUUUGAGACUGAGGCUGGAGUUGGUAACACAAAUGUCUUUAUCUAUGUUUUUUGUCAUCAAUGUGCUCUAUAACACCAACCAGAAAUUUCUAGAAAGCUUUAAUAUAUGUGACAUAAUUAAUAUAUGAAGAAUAAAUUUAUUGCAUCCCAUCCGAUUCAUUUUAGCCAUCUUGUCUUAUUGAGAGCAGUGAACUUUGCUGUCGCGCUGCUCCAGGGUUUCCCGUUUGAUUCUGAGCUCAGGUUACCACCCCGUGUUGAGUUUCACAUGGUCUCCCUAUGGGUUUCCGCUGGGUUCUCCAGUUUCCUCCCAAAACCCUGCUGGUAGGUGAAUUGGUGAUCAAUGACUCGAAAUUAUCCCGAUCUGUGAACGUAUGA